AUGUCAGCUAUGAGACCAUCUGUUGGUGACCUGGAAAUAUCUCAAGAGCUUGCCCUUUUUCUGAGUAGUUACUGCAAAAUGGGAGUUGUGAUAAUGGAUGGGGGAGGCCUCUUAGGCUGGGAAGUGAAAUGUUGCAUUGCUUCGUUUGUUGCUCCACCAGUCCAGAAUAUAUCUGUAAGCUCUGGAUUCAUCCCAAAGGAGACGGGUGACACAAAUGCGUGGAUUAUUCAAGGUGACUUCAACGUUGCUCUAUCCUCUCUAGAGCAUUCUCGUCUUGUGGAUUCUGCUGCGGACAGAAGCGCUAUUAGGGAUUUUCAAAAUGUGGUCCGUAGCUGCGACAUGGUGGAUAUUGCACAAGUUGGUCCCUCUUUUACCUGGACAAACAGUCAGGAUGGCAAUCCCAUCAGCAAGAAAUUGGAUCGAGUUAUGAGCAACAGCUAUUGGAUUGGUCAAUUCCCGAACUCUUAUGUCACCUUUGAAUCGGGAAAGGUAUCUGAUCACAUGAGAAUGCACAUUCAGCUUCGAGAGGCACCUCAGGGAAAUUCUAAACCGUUUAAGUUUUCCCAUCACACGGCAUCUCAUCCACGGUUCCUGGAAGUAGUGAGCAGGAUCUGGAGUGAAACGGCUCCUCUCUAUCAUUCCCGCUCUGCUCUGAAGUUAUUUCAAGAUAAGCUGAAAGCUCUUAAAUAUGAAUUGCGUGGUCUCAACCGGGAUAUGUUUGGAGAUCUUCCAGGGAAAGUAAAGCACGCUUACAAUGACCUCUGUGCCAAGCAAACUGAAGCUAUGCGGAACCCUCAGACAUCCACCUUUGAAGCAGCUUCUGAUGCAUGGGAGUACUGGCAUCAUAUCUCAGGCAUCGAGGAGCAGUUUUAUUAUCAGAAGUCAAGGGAACAGUGGUUGGGUUUAGGAGAUCGGAAUUCUCGUUUUUUUCAUAAGGUUACACAGAGCCGUAAUGCGAGAAACACCAUCAGGCGCAUAGUGACAGCGGAUGGAAGAAUACUUACAUCACCCAUGGACAUCAAGGCUGAGGCCGCCUCUCAUUUCGAGUGCUUCCUCAACGGUUCACAACAGGGAGGAUCAGAAUUAGCGCAGGAGGAAAUUGCUGAUCUGGUAGACUUUAGGUGCUCCAAUGAGGCAAAAACCAUGCUUAUGCAGCCGGUGGAGGUAUCAGAGAUUACAGAAACCCUAUUCUCCAUGCCAGCAAACAAAAGCUGGUCUUUCAUCGAGAACACCCUUCGAGCUAUGAACUAUCCUGAUAUGUUUGUCACUUGGAUCAUGAGAUGUAUCAGCACAGCGGCUUUCUCGGUAUCAGUCAAUGGAGAGUUAGCGGGUUUCUUCACCAGUAGUAGAGGUAUAAGGCAGGACUGCUCACUGUCCCCUUACCUUUAUGUUAUUGUCAACGUUAUAUCGAAGCUCUUAAACAAAGCGGUAAUAGAAGGGAGUAUAGGGUACCACCCACAUUGUGAGGCCGAGACCUUGUCUCAUUUGAGUUUUGCUGAUGACAUCGUUGUCUUUACGGACGGGACUCCAGGUUCGCUUCAGGGAACUCUUCAGGUCUUUGACAAGUUUGCUGUAAUGUCAGGAUUGAGGAUAAAUAUUUCGAAGUCAACGGUGUUUGCUGCUGGUAGAGGGAAACAGGCUCUGGAGGAUGCAGCAGCCGCUGUGGGUCUCUCAGUCUCUAACCUCCCCAUUAAGUACCUCGGUUUACCCCUUUCCACCAAAAUAAUGACCAGGAGCGACUAUGAACCACUUAUCACUAAGAUCAGGAGCCGUUUUCUCUCUUGGACGAGCAAGGCUCUCUCAUACGCAGGGCGUCUGCAGCUUAUUAAAUCGGUCAUUGCUAGUAUCACCAACUUUUGGUGUGCAGCUUUUUGUCUUCCACAAAACUGCAUCGAAGAAAUUGAAAGUAUGUGCUCAGCAUUCUUUUGGAGUGGUUCACCUAACAUUACCUCAAAAGCUAAGAUUUGUUGGGAGGAGGUUUGCAGCCCUUAUGAUGAGGGAGGUUUAGGCAUUCGUCGUGUCUCUGAGAGGUUUCUAAGAUAUGAAGUGAAUGAUGGGAACACUGCUCGGUUUUGGACUGAUAUAUGGCAUCCGAGAGGUCGUCUGAUUGAGGUUGCUGGAGAGGUCAAUACGCAAAGGCUGGGCAUUAUAAGGGAGGCUCGUAUCAGUGAGGUAUUUCGUGAGGGCCUAUGGCACUUUCGCAGAUGCAGGGACCCGCAGCUCCUCUCCUUGAUUGUCGACAUUGAGGCUUUUAAGGUUUGCGAAACAGAUGGUAGAUAUGCAGUUUUAUGGAAGAGGAAAGAUGGUAAUUAUGGUCCCGAGUUUGUUGCUUCUGAAACCUGGCACCAGAUUCGACAGUCUAAGGAGAAGGUGAAUUGGAGUAAGUUGGUCUGGUUCUCGCAAGGGAUUCCUCGAUAUGCUUUCAUCACCUGGCUAGCCAUCCGCGAUAGGCUUUCCACAGGUCGACGUACAAGCAGUUGGGGGCAGCCGCAGAGCUGCAUAUUUUGUAUGGAACCAGAUGAGACUAGAGAUCACAUAUAUUUCGCUUGCCCCUAUACGUUCAUGGUUUGGUUGAAAGUAACAGGGAAUCUUUUUGGCUUGGAACCUGAUCCUGAUUGGGACAUAACGAUGACGCGUCUGCGCACUGGUUCGUACGAUCGACUCACUUUUAUCCUUCUUAGACUGGUUUUCCAAGUGUCUGUUUACCUAAUCUGGCGUGAGCGUAAUGAAAGAAAGCACAACACCAGCUACAAUUCUGUGGAUCAGCUAGCUAAGGUGAUCGACAAAACCGUAAGGAAUCGUCUCACUUCCCUCAAGUAUGCCUGCAACCCACGAUUGUGGGGCUUGAUGAUUCGAUGGUUUGAAGCACACGACACUACAACUUAG
This is a messenger RNA of Brassica oleracea var. oleracea, 2886 nucleotides long. RefSeq lists its product as uncharacterized. The coding region runs from base 1 to 2886 and encodes 961 amino acids. The transcript has 5 exons. Lineage: Eukaryota; Viridiplantae; Streptophyta; Magnoliopsida; Brassicales; Brassicaceae. The record is from RefSeq and is a predicted model, not a curated record.